This is a messenger RNA of Haemonchus placei, 801 nucleotides long. The record is from the annotation of a GenBank genome assembly. Lineage: Eukaryota; Metazoa; Nematoda; Chromadorea; Rhabditida; Trichostrongylidae.
AUGGACGUCAAAUACAAAUAUGCAAUCGUACGGGUCAAGGAGUCGUCUGUGAUCGACUUUUUCGGUCUCAUCGCUUCAAAUGGGUAUUCGGACGUGUCGUUUGUGAGUAAUUUAAAUCAGGCUAUCGCCCGACCGGAUCCGAACGAUGACGCUGGCGCUUCCACCAGCAUGCGAAGCGAUGACCGUGUGGCUGACUCUGAAGAUCAUUGUUCGGUGUCGGCUACACCUGUUUCCCCUGGAGAGGAGCUCACGAAUGGCAACGGUUCGAAGAGGUUGUCAAACUGUCCCCCUGCCUUCAGUUUGAUAGCUAUCCCAAAAGUCGAGAAUGAUGAACAAAACAACGACGAGGAGGUUGAGGAUGCCGGUGAUCUGAAUAUUGGCUCUUUUCCGCAAGGUUCCGCAGCGCUGGAUCUCGUCAGUGGGCUGUUUGCCACGUUACAGCAUAAAAUGCCAGGCGUUGGUUCCGAAUGGAACUCAACGCCCGAGCUUAAAGCACGUCAAUUCGUCUCGAAUCAUUCACGGAUUCCUCCCUAUAAGCAGCUGGAAGGCUUCCAGACGAGAAUGAAAGGCUGGCAACGAGAGUAUAUUAAAGACAUCAUCAAGGAAGGCCACUAUCCAACUGAAGAAGAACUCCGAGACAUCGAAGUGAAGUGCGACCUGAGCCGAAAGCAGGUCUUGCGAUUCAUCGCAAAGCGAGUCGGUAACCCUAACCGCAAGCCUCGCGACGGUCGGUUGCCACCUGCUACGCCAGAGGAAAUCCAACAAACGUUGGAGAAGUUCAACGGCAGCACGCCAUCGUAA